AUGGCAGUCUUCAGCAAGCCGACGUGGCGCCGGCCCGUGAUGGAUGCCACGCGCCGAUCGACCGCUAAGGCCGGACUUGUUCGUGAUGCACUCGGGCCGACGCGACGCCCAAAAGGCUGCUCGGGGAGCCGGCGUGAAGUAUCAGCGAGAACAACUGGGACGGGCAUCGCUGCGCCGCGAAGGUCAAACAGAGUGACCGACCGGGUCGCAAAGGGGCCAGGAUUCCUUCGAUGGGGCGACUGGGAACACACUAACUUGAUGUGUUGCAGCAGCAGCUCAUCCUCCAGCAACAAGCUUUGGGUCCGGGCGCGCCAGCUCCAUGCACUUGGUUCCGUCUGCUUCAACCGUCCUCUGCCAACAGUCUGCCCCCAAGGGCUCAAACUUGAGUGGUGGCACAAGAAUUGCAACCCAGAGAUCAACUCCCGCGGCGUGGUGGCGUUCGGGUCGCAGCCGGCGCCCCAAUUCAGGCUGUUCAGUUGUGUUAUCUCCCGGCCGUUCGGAAGCCCAUCGUCAGCCGUGGAGCUCAGCCAGCCGCACGCACAUCCGUUGAUCACGGGAUGA
Purpureocillium lilacinum is the source of this 561-nucleotide messenger RNA. NCBI's taxonomy places the organism in Eukaryota, Fungi, Ascomycota, Sordariomycetes, Hypocreales, Ophiocordycipitaceae. The record is from RefSeq and is a predicted model, not a curated record.